Linum trigynum is the source of this 2959-nucleotide messenger RNA. The record is from the annotation of a GenBank genome assembly. Lineage: Eukaryota; Viridiplantae; Streptophyta; Magnoliopsida; Malpighiales; Linaceae.
CUUAAAUUUUGGGUGUUGAGCUCUCUUAUCCGGUCUUUAUCCAGUUUUGGAUCCGGUUCCGAAUGGUUUUUUACCUCAAAUCUAAGCCCAAAGAUUGGAUUGUUUACUAUCCGGUCAUGGUCCGGGUUAUACGGUCCGAUUUCGGGUAAAACCAAAAAACCCGGACCAAAUAGCCAGCCCUAAAAACUACACAACAAAUGGCUAGAACUUAAACUAGACAUCUAAACCUAAACGAAUUGGUAUUUUUAUGAACACUUAACCCAUAAUGUUCUAAAAUUUCUAAAUAAGCCAACUCAGCUAGUUGAGAUCGACGAACCAUUGAAUCGAGCUACCUCACAAGCAUGACAAACUGAACAUGAUCUAUCUCAAGAUUAUCUCAUUUAGUAAUGAGCUGGUUUGCGAGUAAGAUCGUCAAAUUAUAAGUAGAGUGUUGAAUGGAUUUUUCCAGAUUCGAAUGUUGAGUUUCUCGUGAGCAACUUUGUUUAUUUGCACCUCUAAGUAUGAGUAAACAUAAUGGUAGUUGUAAUAUGUUUUUAUCCUAGAAGAAGCCUCUUACUCAUGAGUAGCAAUUAAGUACCCUAGGUAGAUCGGUCCCGCACUACACAACUUUCAAAAAAUCGUCUACUCUAGAUUGAGGUACUCAUCAAUCCAUAAUUUGAUCUAAACCAUUUUACCUAACAUGUUUGACUUGUUUUGAAGUGGAGUGGACGAUCAUGGGUACUCUUCUCGACCUGACAUGUCAUGCCACGAUCUCUCCUAUUUUUUUUAUACCUAUUUUUGCCUAAAUUACAUGCAAUUUUCCUCCCAAAAUACUUAGGAUAUUACUUUUAUUGCACCACCAUAUUUUAGCUACAAUGAAGUUGUAAAUAGGUGAGAAUCUCAAUUUUUAAAAAAUUUAAUUAUUAAAUUUAUCAUAUUAUAGUUUGCUUCUUAGACUUUUAAUGAAAAAUGAAUAUUUCUAAUGUUUCUCUUUUAAAUUACAUAUUCAUAUGGAUCGAUUUUUCGCGACUCAUACCCUAAAAUAAGUUAUCCGAUGUGAUCGGUAUCAACUGGCAUAUUCAUGGCGAAACCGUCUCCGGAGAAGAUGAGCUCGGGAUCGGUAUCAACUGGCAUAUUCAUGGCUGAUGGGUUUUCGCAAACUCGUCGGCCAAGAUUCGAAGGUGUGCAUUACGGCUACUGGAAAAAUCGGAUGGAGCUCUUCAUCUGCUCAACAGAUCCGGAUUUAUGGGAUAUAGUGUUGGAUGGACCGUUGGAAGUAAAGGAAGCACGAGGCAAAUGGACAUAUACAGAUAAGAAGAAUUUUCAACUCAACUCGAAGGCAACAAACUUGAUGUACUGCGCCUUGGGACCAGAGGAAUAUCACAGAGUAACUGGCUGCAAAUCGGCAAAAGAAAUUUGGGACAAGCUACAAAUUUCACAUGAAGGUACAUCCCAUGUCAAGAUCUCAAGGAUAAACAGUUUGAAACAAGAAUUCGAAUCGUUCAUCAUGAAGCCUGAUGAAUCAAUUAGGGAAAUGAACGAACGAUUCACUACCAUUGUAAACAGCCUGAGAAACCUGGAGGUGGAGUAUGCGAGUGCUGAUUUGGUUCGGAAGGUGCUCUGGGCACUACCUAAAGAGUGGACACCUAAGGUAAUUGCUAUUGAAGGAUCCAAGGAUCUCACCAAGCUAAGCCUGGACGAGCUCAUUGGCUCUCUGGUUACACAUGAGGAGAAACUAAGGAGAGAAGAACUGGAAGAACCAAAAAGAGAAAAGAAAGGUAUUGCUUUCAAAGCUACAUCGCAACAAGAAGAACUGGAGUGACUUGAAGAGAUGGAAGAUGAAGAGCUAGCUAUGCUUAGCAAACACGUUGCCAAGCUCCUGAAAAUGAGAAGAGAGAAGAAGAGAGGAAACUUUCAAAGUCGAUCAGGGAAGGAUACAAUGAUAGAAAGCCUGGCAAGGGAAAUAGACAUAUGUUUCGGAACAAAAGAGAAGGGAGCCAGCACCAAUCGACCUCAAAGUCAAGUCGGCUGCUUCAAAGGUGCGAAGUCAGGGCAUAUUAAAGUUGAAUGCCUCUUAGCCAAAAAGGAGAAAGCCUAUACUACUUGGAGCUGCAGCGAGGAGGAUGACGACGAGGAUGAAUCCAGUCAGAGGUUUAGUGCAUGUAUGGCAGUUGAAGAAAUCGAUUAUGAGGAAUCUCAGGUAAGAUCUUACUACUCUGACUCGUAUAAUGAAUAUGAUCAACUAGAAGAAACCAUAAAAGAUAUUCAAAAAGAAAUUGUGAAUGUCAAGCAAAAUCACAUCUUAAUUAAAGCAAAAUAUGAAGCUUUAGAAACUGAGUUUGAACUAUUAAGAAUUGGAAAGCUUAGAAGAACUACUCAGAAAAAUGAAAGAUGAAAACUCAAUGCUGAAGGGGCAAAACCAGGAGGUUAAUAAUAAGUUAACUAGGAUUAUAAAAAAAAUAAAGUUCACUCAGUCUGAAAAUAGGCUGUAUGGCAAACACUCUGAGUGCUUUUACUGUCAUAAAACAGGUCAUUAUAUUGCACACUGUAAGAAAAGAAUAAGCAAAGAAAGUAAAAGAAAAUCUAUGUGCAAUCAUGGUGUAGAACCGCAUUAUAAACCUUUUAGCAAUGAUUUUCGAUCCUGGAGAGUAUCUAAGCUUGUUUGGAUACCUAAAACUAAAUAGUCAUAUAUGUUUAUAUGCAGACCUGUCCCCAAGUGAGCAUGGAGGGCAGUGUGUGGAUUCUAGACAGUGGUUGCUCACAUCACAUGACGGGUAAUAAAAAGCUUUUUACAAAACUAACUCUAGAAAACAAGGGAAAAGGUUUCUUUGGAGAUAACUUUAGUACUAAAAUCUUAGGAACCUUCUAUAAGCAAUGUUUUGCUUGUAAAGGACUUAAAACACAAUCUUUCGUCUAUAAGACAUAUGUGUGGUAGUGAAAACAGAGUCAUCUUUGAACAGAAUAAGUGUUAUGUGGAAAA